Messenger RNA from Myotis lucifugus (little brown bat), 1210 nucleotides. Its product is annotated as inaD-like protein. The transcript is spliced from 4 exons. NCBI's taxonomy places the organism in Eukaryota, Metazoa, Chordata, Mammalia, Chiroptera, Vespertilionidae. Gene Ontology annotation, molecular function: protein binding. Bases 235 to 501 code for a protein of 88 amino acids. The record is from RefSeq and is a predicted model, not a curated record.
AUUUUCGAUUACAUGAUUAUGGUUCCAUAAUUGAAACACUAAUUAAUAAGUUUGAAGUGUUGAGCCCAAGCGUGUGUUCCAGCACAGCUGAUCUCUGGGUUUCCUUUGCAGGGGAGUCAGCACAGCACACACAGCAGCUUCCACCCGGCCCUGGCUCCUGUCAUCUCCAGCCUGCAAAGCCUGGUUGGCACAAAGAAAGCUUCUGAUCCCUCCCCCAGAAAUUCAGGCACGGAUAUGGGACCACGGACCGUUGAAAUAAUCAGGGAGCCCAGUGAUGCCCUUGGAAUCAGUAUUGCUGGAGGAAAAGGAAGUCCCUUAGGAGAUAUCCCAAUAUUUAUUGCCAUGAUUCAGGCCAGCGGUGUGGCUGCACGCACACAGAAGCUUAAAGUUGGAGAUCGGAUUGUCAGCAUCAAUGGGCAACCUUUGGAUGGGCUGUCUCACGCGGACGUGGUUAAUCUGCUGAAGAACGCCUAUGGGCGCAUUAUCCUGCAGGUACCGUGAUCAAAGGAGCACGCAGCUGCUCGAGGCAGAUAAGUGGCGAGCAAAACAGAUUGAGCGUCACUGGCAGUCAGCAUCACUGCCCAGCGGGGUGCUUGCUGAUGUGAAUUAUGAAGGUUGAAAGCAAGAAAUUAUUAUUUUUAUUCAGAAAUUCUUUAAUGCCACCCACACAGGCAGUGAGCAUGAUUAUAUGAAAGCAUAACAAGGGGAGAAAAAUUACUCUUUGCUUCACAUGCUAAAUCAGCGAGGCUUUUAGCUUCCAGCGUUCUUUUGUAAAACGGAGUUUGCGAGGAAUAGGAAAUGAUUUCUUUUCUUCCGCCCAAAAACUGUUACUGAACUGCCCAAGUGCUAGUUCUUCCACUCACAUUAAAAGAAGGGAGAGAUACACUGCUCUCUUUCCAGGACCUUAAGUGACUGCCGACACUGUUAAAUUCUCACUGCGUGGUAGUCAUCAACUAAGGCAGGCAAGUAUUUAUCCGCUGUGGUCCUCAAGAGUAUUGUCCAGAGGCACAGGGACUAUAACAGGAAGGGAAAAUCAGGUGUGCUGUUAAUUACCGCUUCUUAGAUUCUCAGCGCUUCAAAUGUGUCUGAGAUCGAUAUGCAGUGAGUGAGAGGCAGCAUAACGGCAGUGAGUUUCAUUAAAGCGUUUCCCUGAAAUGUCUGAUCCUAAUCACCGUACUUCUGCAGAAGUAAUAUUCAAUGGUUUACAGGU